CUCUCUUGAUUGCUUCACCCUCUCCGUAGCUUUCCUGGUAAUGCUCGAUACCACAUGCAGCGACUUCCCUAGCUUCUCUUCUUCUUUCUCCCACCUCAGACCGCCAUCGCCCGCUGAAACUUUGAUAAGAACCCGUAGCUCCUCCAACAUCGAUUUUCGGGGAUUGGAUUGAAGAUGAUGAACCUUGAGGCCCAGCAGGAUUACCAAGACGCUCAAUUGCACGUGCCCCAUGACGAAAUGGAAACUCUGGUUCUCGACGAGCCAUCUAAUGCUCAAUCCCCCUCCGGCCACCUUCCUGCUCAGUCAGUCUCCGCAUUGGAUAACCCGCUGAAUCUGUCCCCUUCUUCACUCACAUCUAACCAAAGCCCCAAAUCUCUCUUCAAUUCUUUCCUUGACCCCCCAUCUUACGCCGAAGCAAUCUUCACCUCCUUCGAUUCUUCUUCGAACGGCCACGAUAAUCCGGACCUUUCUUCCAGAUCGAACCCAUCGAAUUCCGAGUAUCUGUAUAUAUCGGUCUCGGAUCCGCAGAAAGAGCAAGAAUUGACGAAUUCUCUUGUCCCUGGCGGGAAUACUUAUUACACUUACCUGAUUACGACGAGAACGAAUUUUCCUGAGUAUGGAGGACCCGGCUCCGAAUUUAGCGUCCGCAGGCGGUUCAGGGACGUGGUAACCCUAUCAGAUCGGUUGUCGGAGUCGUACCGAGGGUACUUCAUUCCUAUAAGGCCUGAUAAGAACACAGUGGAGAGCCAGGUGAUGCAAAAACAGGAAUUUGUGGAGCAGAGGAGGCUUGCAUUGGAAAAGUACCUUCGUAAACUGGCAGCUCAUCCCGUGAUUAGAACGAGUGAGGAGCUUAGAGUGUUUCUGGAGUUGCAAGGGAAACUGCCUCUGGCGAAAAGUACUGAUAUGGCGUCGAGGAUGCUUGAUGGGGCGGUGAAGCUACCCGGGCAGUUGUUCGGGGGCGAGGCAGUGGGGGCAGUGGAUGUGAGUGAAGUUGCACAGCCUGCUAAGGGUGGGAGGGACUUGUUGCGGAUAUUUAAGGAGCUGAAACAGUCAGUUACCAAUGAUUGGGGCGGAGCGAAGCCGUUGGUCGUAGAAGAAGACAAGGAGUUUCUAGAGAGAAAGGAUAAGUUGGCAGAGUUCGAGCACCAAUUGAGCAGCGUUUCUCAACAGGCUGAAUCUCUUGUCAAGUCACAGCAAGACAUGGGUGAAACAAUGGGUGAACUAGGAUUGGCUUUUGUAAAGCUAACUAAGUUUGAGACUGAAGAAGCCAGAUUUGAGGCUCAGAGAGGAAGAUCAGCAGACAUGAGAAAUGUGGCGACUGCAGCUGUUAAAUCAAGCAGAUUAUAUAGAGAGUUGAACACACAAACCAUAAAACAUUUGGAUAAGUUGCAUGAAUACCUUGGAACCAUGCUAGCGAUCGACAAUGCAUUUUCUGACCGAUCAAGUGCUUUACUCACUGUUCAAACACUCUCAUCAGAACUAGUCUCUUUAAAUUCACGGAUCGAGAAGCUUGAAGCUGCUUCAUCCAAAAUAUUUGGUGGAGAUAAGUCUAGGCUGCGAAAAGUAGAAGAAUUAAAAGAAGCCAUCAGAGUUACUGAAAAUGCUAAAUUAUGUGCGGAUAGAGAGUAUGAGCGGAUAAAGAAAAAUAAUAGGAGCGAACUUGAAAGAGUUGAGCAAGAGAGACAUAAUGACUUCAUGAGCAUGUUGCGGGGUUUUGUUAUCAAUCAGGCGGGGUAUGCAGAGAAGAUGGGAGCUGUGUGGGAGAAGCUUGCGGAAGAAAAACGUCUGCAUAUUCAAGAGACAUGAGCUAAUAUACACUCCGGCUGUAAAAAUUUUUGCUUUCGGUAUGUUCAUGUUGCAUUGUAGAUUUUUGUUUGAUUGGUUGUCAUGUCAGGUGUUGAAGGUUAGAAAUGCCUCUAUCGUAGAUAACAAUCCAUAAAGGCUCAUCUUUCGUCUUUAACGUUUAAUCUCGCUCUUUGACUAUUCAUGAUCACUUUUUCUUUUUGGA
Neltuma alba is the source of this 2008-nucleotide messenger RNA. RefSeq names its product sorting nexin 2A. The transcript is spliced from 5 exons. Bases 175 to 1806 code for a protein of 543 amino acids. NCBI's taxonomy places the organism in Eukaryota, Viridiplantae, Streptophyta, Magnoliopsida, Fabales, Fabaceae. Gene Ontology annotation, molecular function: phosphatidylinositol binding. The record is from RefSeq and is a predicted model, not a curated record.